AUGGCAAUAGGAGAAAGUCAUAUUCAUAAUUAUUUGGACGCCAUUUUGAUCCCAGUAAGUGUGUUCCUCAUAGCAGGAUACCAUGGCUAUCUUUACCAUUACAUCAAGAACAAACCCUCCAUCACUACUUAUGGAAUCAAGAGGCUCAGCAGAUCAGCUUGGUUCCUCCACUUAAAUCAGGGAAAUAAAGAGAAAGGAAUGCUGGUAGUGCAAAGCCUGAGAAACACCCUAAUGUCCACCAUCUUCGCAGCAACCAUAACCAUUCUCAUCAACUUUGCUUUCGCCGCCAUAACUAGCGCCGGCUACACGGCCAGCCACGGCCACAACCACCGCCACCUCUUCACCGGCGCUCUCAUGGGAUCAAAAUCAGACCAAAUCUACAGCUUCAAAUACGCAUCUGCAUCAUUUUUCGUGCUGAUUAGCUUCGUCUGCAACUCAAUGGCCAUAGGGUUUCUGAUUGAUGCCAAUUUCUUGAUGAAUUCCUGCGGUGAUUUCUUACCUGAAAACGGUUAUGCAGAAAGGGUGCUGGAAAGAGGGUUUGCGUUGGGUCUCAUUGCGAAUAGAGUAUUGUGUUUCAGUGUGCCCUUGGUAUUAUGGAUGUUUGGUCCUAUUGCUCUGGCACUGUCCUCUUUGGUUUUGAUUUGUGUGUUUCAUCAGAAUGAUUUUGUCCCCAAGUUCCCAUGUAAUAAUGCCCACAAACAGUAAUAUAUAUUGCAUCACUACUUCAAUAUAGAUUGAACACACAAUAUGCUAGAUUCUUG
Molecule: messenger RNA, 761 nt
Organism: Neltuma alba
Lineage: Eukaryota; Viridiplantae; Streptophyta; Magnoliopsida; Fabales; Fabaceae
Exons: 2
Coding region: 1-705 (234 amino acids)
Source: RefSeq, a predicted model, not a curated record